GAGAGGCUUUUAGAAAUUAAUUAGUCAUGUCAAUAGCUGCUUCCCCAUUCAAUGUUUGGAUCAUUUUUGUUCUUGUAUUGGCAAUGGGAGCUAUUUCUCCUAUCGCUGAGGCUCGAGCAUUUUUCAUAUUUGGUGAUUCACUAGUUGAUAGCGGCAACAACAACUAUCUCGCAACAACUGCCCGAGCUGACUCACCACCUUAUGGAGUUGAUUAUCCUACUCGUCGACCCACAGGCCGUUUCUCCAAUGGCCUCAACAUCCCUGACAUUAUCAGUCAGCAAAUUUGCCAAUCCCAACCUCCGUUGCCAUACUUGAGUCCGCAGCUAACUGGACAGAGGCUUCUGGUUGGUGCCAACUUUGCUUCCGCAGGGAUUGGAAUUCUCAAUGAUACUGGAGUCCAAUUUCUAAACAUAAUUAGGAUGUUUAGACAACUUGACUACUUUGAGGAAUACCAACGUCGAUUGAGUGCUAUCGUUGGACCUCAACAAACUCGCCAAAUUGUGAACCAAGCGCUCGUACUUAUCACCGUUGGUGGCAACGAUUUUGUAAACAACUACUACUUGGUUCCCUUCUCUGCAAGAUCUCGCCAAUUCGCUUUGCCAGAUUAUGUCAAGUAUCUCAUUUCAGAGUACAGCAAGUUAUUAAUGAGGCUAUACAAACUGGGAGCACGUAGAGUUCUCGUGACAGGCACCGGACCAAUGGGUUGUGUUCCGGCGGAACUGGCGACGCGGGGUACAAAUGGCGGAUGCUCAGCCGAACUGCAAAGAGCUGCCGCCUUGUACAACCCGCAAUUACUAAAUAUGCUACAAGGACUGAACAAGAAAAUUGGAAAAAACGUGUUUAUUGGAGUAAAUACUCAACAAAUGCACACGGAUUUCAUCAGUAACCCUCAGGCAUUUGGAUUUACCACAUCACAGGCAGCAUGUUGUGGGCAAGGGCCGAAUAAUGGACUUGGUUUAUGCACAAGAUUGUCAAAUUUGUGCCCCAAUCGUAACCUCUAUGCAUUUUGGGAUGCAUUUCAUCCAUCUGAAAAGGCGUGCAGAAUAAUAGUUCAGCAGAUCAUGAGCGGCUCACCCAACUACAUGACGCCUAUGAAUCUCAGCACUAUCAUGGCCUUGGACUCCAUGUCCUGAUGACGAUACCAUCUUCUUAAUUUUUUGGCAAUAUAAAUGAUUUAUUUCGACAAUGUAUGUCAAAUG
Messenger RNA from Pistacia vera, 1199 nucleotides. Its product is annotated as GDSL esterase/lipase At5g18430-like. Gene Ontology annotation, molecular function: hydrolase activity, acting on ester bonds. The record is from RefSeq and is a predicted model, not a curated record. The transcript is spliced from 5 exons. Lineage: Eukaryota; Viridiplantae; Streptophyta; Magnoliopsida; Sapindales; Anacardiaceae. Bases 27 to 1133 code for a protein of 368 amino acids.